AUGGUGGCCACAGGAGCAGGCGGUCCUGGCCCCACGGGCUGCAGCACAGCCGCCCCGUAUGGGGACAGCAGGGACACGACCACGGGGACCUUGUCUGUCCCCCCCCCCCCCCCCCCCCCCCCGUGCCGCUACCCCCCCCCCCCCCCCAGGUACUACUACAACAAGCGCAUCCUGCACAAGACCAAGGGCAAGCGCUUCACCUACAAGUUCAACUUCAGCAAGCUCAUCUUCGUCAACUGCCCGCUGUGGGACGCGCGCUGCCCGGCCCUGCUGGCGGGCGCCGUGCCCCCCGCCCUGCCGAGCCAGCUGGUGCAGAACGUGGUGCUGAGCCGGCGGGCGCUGGUGGAGCCGCUGGUGUGGUCUCGGGGUCCCCGGCACCCCCUGCACCCCGAGGUGCUGGAGAAGAGCCGGCUGAGCUCCGCGUCCCCCCCGUGCCUGGGGGGCUCCUGCUGCCGCCCCGAGGAGUUUCCCCCCUUGGCCGCCUUCCCCUGCCCGCUGCUGGCCCCCCCGCUGCGCGACUGGGCCCCCUUCCCCAGCCACGUCCUGCACCCCCCUCGCCACCCCCUGCCUCUGCUGCCCCCCCAGCUGGCAGCCCCCAGCCCCGGGGGGUUCCCCAAAACGGAGCCCUUCUUCCUGGGCCCCCACUGCCCCCCCAGAGCCUUCCCCGGGCUCCUGGGGG
Messenger RNA from Oxyura jamaicensis (ruddy duck), 679 nucleotides. Its product is annotated as ETS translocation variant 3-like protein. Gene Ontology annotation, biological process: regulation of DNA-templated transcription. NCBI's taxonomy places the organism in Eukaryota, Metazoa, Chordata, Aves, Anseriformes, Anatidae. The annotation marks the transcript as partial. The record is from RefSeq and is a predicted model, not a curated record. Gene Ontology annotation, molecular function: sequence-specific DNA binding; DNA-binding transcription factor activity. The transcript has 3 exons.